This is a messenger RNA of Lottia gigantea (owl limpet), 822 nucleotides long. RefSeq lists its product as hypothetical. The transcript has a single exon. The coding region runs from base 1 to 822 and encodes 273 amino acids. The record is from RefSeq and is a predicted model, not a curated record. NCBI's taxonomy places the organism in Eukaryota, Metazoa, Mollusca, Gastropoda, Lottiidae.
AUGUAUCGAGGCAAGAUCACAGAUAGUCUGUUGUUAGUUGCUAUGUAUCGAUACAAGAACAUAGAUAGUCUGUUGUUAGUUGCUAUGUAUCGAUACGAGAACAUAGAUAGUCAGUUGUUAGCUGCUAUAUAUCGAGUCGAGAACAUAGAUAGCCUGUUGUUAGCUGCUAUAUAUCGAGACGAGAAUAUAGAUAGUCUGUUGUUAGAUGUUAUUUAUCGAGACGAGAACAUUGAUAGUAUGUUAUUAGUUGCUAUGUAUCGAGGCAAGAUCACAGAUAGUCUGUUGUUAGUUGCUAUGUAUCGAUACAAGAACAUAGAUAGUCUGUUGUUAGUUGCUAUGUAUCGAUACGAGAACAUAGAUAGUCAGUUGUUAGCUGCUAUAUAUCGAGUCGAGAACAUCGAUAGCCUGUUGUUAGCUGCUAUGUGUCGAGACGAGAACAUAGAUAGUCUGUUGUUAGAUGCUAUGUGUCGAGACGAGAACAUAGAUAGUCUGUUGUUACAUGCUAUGUAUCAAGUCGAGAACAUAGAUAGUCUGUUGUUAGUUGCUAUAUAUCAAGUCGAGAAGAUAGAUAGUAUGUUGUUAGCUGCUAUGUAUCGAUACGAGAACAUAGAUAGUCUGUUGUUAGCUGUUAUGUAUCAAGUCGAGAACAUAGAUAGUCUGUUGUUAGCUGCUUUGUGUCGAGACGAGAACAUAGAUAGUCUGUUGUUAGCUGCUAUGUGUCGAGUCGAGAACAUUGAUAGUAUGUUGUUAGUUGCUAUGUAUCAAGUCGAGAACAUAGAUAGUCUGUUGUUAGUUGCUAUAUUUAUCGAGAACAGAACAUAG